Messenger RNA from Frieseomelitta varia, 902 nucleotides. It is a transcript of the gene Syb, whose product is annotated as synaptobrevin-1-like. Gene Ontology annotation, molecular function: syntaxin binding; SNAP receptor activity. Gene Ontology annotation, biological process: vesicle fusion; vesicle-mediated transport. Bases 144 to 506 code for a protein of 120 amino acids. The record is from RefSeq and is a predicted model, not a curated record. NCBI's taxonomy places the organism in Eukaryota, Metazoa, Arthropoda, Insecta, Hymenoptera, Apidae. The transcript is spliced from 3 exons. Gene Ontology annotation, cellular component: SNARE complex; plasma membrane.
CGCGCACGAGCAUCCGCAAGAUGUUUUAUUUAUGCCCUCGUUACGAUUUUUGUCGCGAGGCGAAGGUGUCAUCGUGAAUUUCGCUUUGUUCUAAUGUCGUCGAAUGAACACGGAGGAAGUUGCACGAUGGAUCAUUCGUUUGAAUGGAAGGUGGUGGUAAUUCGAGAGAUGAAGAAGUGGGUGGUCCACGGAGUUCGCAGCCGGCUUCAACUAAAAAGUUGCAACAAACACAAGCAACUGUUGAUGAAGUUGUGGGAAUAAUGAAAGUUAACGUGGAGAAAGUAUUGGAAAGAGAUCAAAAGCUGUCUGAAUUGGAGAAUCGUGCUGACGCUUUGCAGCAGGGAGCAACUCAGUUUGAGCAACAAGCAGGAAAAUUAAAAAGGAAAUACUGGUGGAAAAAUCUUAAAAUGAUGAUCAUCAUUGGUAUUAUAUGCGUGCUCAUUCUUAUUAUCAUCAUCGUUUCAACCGUGUCAGGUUCAUCGAGUUCUGACAAUCCCUCUAAGUGAUUGCAUUGUAUCAAAUGGGAUAUAAUGCUCUGGAAUUGUUAAUUUAUGUCUAACAGUCAAAGUUAAUUCCAGCAGAGUAAGUGGUAAGCGUGCACAAAGUUAGAGAUAAUAUAUGAUGGUUGUAAAAACACACGAUUCACACGUUAUGUCCAAACGAAUUGCUAUCUAAUUAAUACGGGAAAAAAGGGUGAAAAAGGAAAAGAAAUAUAUGUAUAUUUUUGAGAUUUAAACUUAUUCAAACGCACAAUUUAUUAGACUAAUUACAGUAUUAAUAAUGGGUGGCCUUUCCGUAAAUCUGUGAACGGACAAUACAUUUCAUAAUGUUAUCUUGUUAUGAUGCUUAUUGUACAUUUAUUAUCGAUAUAUAAUAUAUAAUAUAACGUUUAUACUUUUUUC